Molecule: messenger RNA, 1275 nt
Organism: Talaromyces atroroseus
Lineage: Eukaryota; Fungi; Ascomycota; Eurotiomycetes; Eurotiales; Trichocomaceae
Exons: 1
Coding region: 1-1275 (424 amino acids)
Source: RefSeq, a predicted model, not a curated record
AUGAAGGCCUCGUCACAACUGUCCACGACCUCUCUCGAAGCCAAGGUCGCGCGCCAGGACGACAUGAUCCAAGACCUUGUGCGACUGAGUCGCAUGCAGAACAGCGAGAUCAACGCGAUCCUGCAGCAGCAAACCAGGCAAGACAAGGGCAUCGUCGUCCUGAACGACCAGGCAGCAGCCGACGCGAACGAGGGGAAAGCGUCCGAUCCAGACUUGAUAGCAUUUCUGACGGCCAAGGUGGACGCCCUCGACGGCAAGCUGCGUGAUUACAAGCACCUGCAGCAGGCGACUGAGAUUUUGCAGCGACAAAUGGGUUCCUUGGAAGCCAAGAUUGACUCCCUACGUAACCAGAUGCGUUUAAACAACAAACCGAACGAGGCAAACGGCGUCAAUACAGAGGAGCUUCAAUCAUGCACCGAAAGAAAUGCCAAAGGACAGAUCUCCAUGCAAUAUCAGGUCGAAAAGCUCGCAGAUACGCUGAACAGGGGAAACAUAACGAGCGAGCAGAGAUCCGAUAUACAACACCAACAGACAGUCCCUGGUCAUGAGCCAAAGAUAUCGAACGACAUGCAGAUGAAACUCGAAAGGAACAGCACCGAAUCAGCGCACCGUGCUCGCAGCAUCCCAACCGAGGCCGAUACUUACGGCUUUGCAAGCCUUAACCUCAAUACACCCAGCCACUUUUCUGACUCCCAUCCAAGUGGCAAAGAGCUUCGGGACGAGUUCUCUUUCGACAACAACCACCGCCAGCUCGCUUCGCCGGAUGGUAAGACUAACCAGGAAGACUGCUACAGCAAAGACAUACUCAAUCUGAAAAUACGACUGUCAUAUGCUGAGAAACUCAUUGGCGCCCGCUAUCGCACCGGCACCUUCACCAUUCGCGGCCGUUCAUUCUUCCAGGACGCAACCGCUCUACGCUACAUUGCGACAGACCAGCACGCUCGCGACACAUUCAAAAUGUUCUACGGAAACAGAUUACACGCCAUUCACUACGUUGACGUCGCGCCGCCCGUUGUCCUUGCAGCCUUUGACAUAGUUGCUCGCGUGCGCUGCCGGCACGAAAUGUGGACAGACGACAAACUCGAGGUAAAACGGCAAAUCCGCUGUGCUGCUGAGAAGAUUGUUGAUGGCUGGAUCAAGUCUCUCCCCUUGCGUGAGAGUGAUGAGUAUGGUUUGGAUGUUCUGUCUCGCCGGCUGCAGAAACAGUUCAAUCUGUUGAAAAUUCUCUGUUACCGUAACUCUGUCGAGUUUGAUUUUGUGCUGCCAGCAGUCUAG